GUUACCCGCGGGUAGCUUUGCUCGGCUUCAUUCACUGCGCUGGCCCCUGCAUACUUCCUUGCCAGAGGCGUAAUUGCCCAAACCACUCCUCCCAAAUUUUAGCAGAUAUUCCAACGUCUUCCGCGUUCUUGACCUUUUGCUCUGCAAUUUUUAGCGGGAAAAGAAGUAAUCUCACUCUGGGUUGGCUGAUUCCUCACUCUUCUUGAGAAUGGCUGCGUCCUCAGAUUGCUCUGUUUCUGACUUGUAUUGUCGCGAAGCAGAGGAAGACGACUCGGACGAGGUCACUGCCCAUUCCGCCAAUCGUACCCACUUCCCGCCGCCUACUUCUUCAGAUUCCCCCGCCGUUGAAGACCACAGCUUCCUAAUUAACUUGUUCGAUUCCGAACGCGAUCAUAUACUCUGUUCUGACGCGGUUCGGAAGCUUCGAGAGGAUACGGAUCUAGUCGCAGCACGCCGACAGGCCGUCCGCUGGAUGAUGAAUGUGUGUGCCAUUUACAAAUUUAUACCAGAAACAGCGUAUCUCUCUGUACAAUACAUGGACCGUUUCUUAUCUUCUCACUCUCUGCCGAGGGGGAAAGAAUGGCCCCUGCAAUUGCUAUCCGUUGCGUGCUUGGCUUUGGCGGCGAAAAUGGAGGAAGCAAGCGUUCCGCUCCUGUCAGACUUGCAGGUAAUCGAACCCAGAUUCGUAUUCACCCCCAAAACAAUUCAAAGAAUGGAGCUCCUAGUCAUGACAAAACUCAAGUGGCGAUUGCGCGUCGUAACGCCUUUCGAUUUCGUAAAUUACUUCAUCGACAAGUGCCCGAAGCCUCGUUCUGGUUCGCGGUUCGGUCACUUCAGUUCUAUUUUCUCGCGCACAUCUGAUCUUAUUCUAAAUUCAUGCCGAGUGAUAGAGUUCUUGGAUUAUGCUCCAUCGACAAUGGCAGCAGCUGCCGUGCUGUGGACGAUGGGUCAGAACAUCAAUCAUGAGGAGGGAAUGGGCUGCUUCUGCGAAAGAGUGAGCAGAGAAAAGAUAAAAAGAUGUCAUUGCCUUUUUAGACAGCAUUUGAUUGAGAAACGUCGUCCUUUGGAGCCGAACAAGCCACCACCACUGACUCUUGAUGCUGCUGCAAGUCCGGAGAGUCCAGUCGGAGUUCUUGAUGCAACCGCCGGGGAGAGCUGCAACACCCAGAAGUCCGGUUGCGAAGAAGCUGCCUGCUGCUGAAAGUUAACAUCUUUCAUAAGUGCUUCCAAAUGUGAUCAUGAAGAUUUUUUUUUUUUUUUUUUCGUUUUCAAAUCAAAUGGUAUGAGCCUCACCAUAAUACUAUGUGACAAUGAAAAAAAAAUUUUCAUUUGAUUAUAAUAUAUAAAAUUAUAAGGAUUAAUGUCA
Molecule: messenger RNA, 1366 nt
Organism: Malania oleifera
Lineage: Eukaryota; Viridiplantae; Streptophyta; Magnoliopsida; Santalales; Ximeniaceae
Product: cyclin-D4-1-like
Exons: 5
Coding region: 209-1201 (330 amino acids)
Biological process (GO): mitotic cell cycle phase transition; regulation of cyclin-dependent protein serine/threonine kinase activity
Cellular component (GO): nucleus; cyclin-dependent protein kinase holoenzyme complex; cytoplasm
Molecular function (GO): cyclin-dependent protein serine/threonine kinase regulator activity
Source: RefSeq, a predicted model, not a curated record